Cladophialophora carrionii CBS 160.54 is the source of this 273-nucleotide messenger RNA. RefSeq names its product U6 snRNA-associated Sm-like protein LSm6. Bases 1 to 273 code for a protein of 90 amino acids. Gene Ontology annotation, cellular component: P-body; U4/U6 x U5 tri-snRNP complex; sno(s)RNA-containing ribonucleoprotein complex. Lineage: Eukaryota; Fungi; Ascomycota; Eurotiomycetes; Chaetothyriales; Herpotrichiellaceae. Gene Ontology annotation, molecular function: RNA binding. Gene Ontology annotation, biological process: mRNA splicing, via spliceosome; maturation of SSU-rRNA. The record is from RefSeq and is a predicted model, not a curated record. The transcript is spliced from 2 exons.
AUGGCGGAAAACCACACCACCACAAGCGCGACGUCCGCGUCCGCGUCCGCAGACCCCAAGGAUCCGGCUUCCUUCCUGUCAUCCAUCAUCGGCGUGCCCGUGACGGUCAAGCUCAACUCCGGCGUCGUAUACAAGGGCGAGUUGCAGAGCGUGGACGGAUACAUGAACAUCGCGCUGGAGAAGUGUGCCGAGUACGUCGAGGGCAAGCUGCGGCGGAGGUAUGGCGAUGCAUUCGUCAGAGGGAAUAACGUGCUUUAUAUCUCGAGCGAAUGA